UCCUGCUUCGUCUUUUUCUUCUUCUUUCACUUUGCGAGCGUGUGUCCAUCUUUUACUUUCAUGUCACACUCAACAAUAGUUACAGCGACCUAUACACUCGUCAAAUACUCGAGAUUCUAUCCAAAUUCUGCGCAAGGUGCUACUUCGGAUUUGCAACACUAUACGAAGCCUACAUUGAAGUUUAUCUUGGAUGUGGAAAAGUCUAUAACCCGCUCGACAUCCCGAUACACAGUCACCAUCUCGGUACUUCUUCGUCAGCAUCGACUUGCUGUUGGAGAGCCCUCACCUUGCGAGCCCAAUCGAUAGCUCCUUACUCACUGUCUAGCUUGGGUAAAUCUGAAUAUCGUGAGCGAGAUGGGGUCGAUGGAGAAUCCAUAAUGGUUGGAUAAACAAGCUCCAGCAUAAGGAGGUGCAGAUUUAUAAACCAACGGUUCACAAUAAUGGUGGUCAGCAGUCUGAGAAUCAAAAAAUGCCUUGAGGCUGGCCAGUGGCCGAGCGCACGGUCCCAUUGAGGAACAGCC
Molecule: messenger RNA, 521 nt
Organism: Lentinula edodes (shiitake mushroom)
Lineage: Eukaryota; Fungi; Basidiomycota; Agaricomycetes; Agaricales; Omphalotaceae
Exons: 4
Coding region: 61-306 (81 amino acids)
Source: RefSeq, a predicted model, not a curated record